Messenger RNA from Catharus ustulatus (Swainson's thrush), 1528 nucleotides. It is a transcript of the gene PPP2R2B, whose product is annotated as protein phosphatase 2 regulatory subunit Bbeta. The coding region runs from base 115 to 1464 and encodes 449 amino acids. Gene Ontology annotation, biological process: peptidyl-serine dephosphorylation. Gene Ontology annotation, cellular component: cytosol; protein phosphatase type 2A complex. Lineage: Eukaryota; Metazoa; Chordata; Aves; Passeriformes; Turdidae. The record is from RefSeq and is a predicted model, not a curated record. The transcript is spliced from 10 exons. Gene Ontology annotation, molecular function: protein binding; protein phosphatase regulator activity.
CCGACGGCUCCGCUUCCCAAGAGCCCUGGCAGGGCACGGGGAGAACAGAGGGUGAUUCAUAGCCAGGACGAUGCUCUGGGCUCCGCAGUGCUGGCCGUGGCUCUGCACGGAGCUAUGACACCAGGAUUUGGAAGCCUCAUGCAGGAUGUGCUGUGGUGCUUCAGUCAAGUAAAAGGAACUACAGAUACCGGAGUGACAGAAUCUGACAUCAUCUCCACAGUUGAGUUCAACCACACUGGAGAGUUACUGGCAACAGGGGACAAGGGGGGCCGGGUUGUAAUAUUUCAGCGUGAGCAGGAGAGCAAGAACCAGCCCCACCGCAGGGGAGAGUACAAUGUCUACAGCACCUUCCAGAGCCACGAGCCGGAGUUUGAUUACCUGAAGAGCCUGGAGAUUGAGGAGAAGAUCAAUAAGAUCCGAUGGCUGCCGCAGCAGAACGCGGCGUAUUUCCUGCUCUCCACCAACGAUAAGACUGUGAAGCUCUGGAAGGUCAGCGAGCGGGACAAGAGACCAGAGGGAUACAACCUCAAGGAUGAGGACGGGCGUCUCCGAGACCCCUCCAUGAUCACCGUGCUGCGGGUGCCCGUGCUGCGGCCCAUGGACCUGAUGGUGGAGGCCACUCCCCGCAGGGUGUUUGCCAACGCACACACCUACCACAUCAACUCCAUCUCCGUCAACAGCGACUACGAGACCUACAUGUCCGCAGAUGACCUGAGGAUAAACCUGUGGAACUUUGAAAUCACUAAUCAAAGUUUUAACAUCGUGGACAUCAAACCAGCCAACAUGGAGGAGCUGACGGAGGUGAUCACGGCGGCCGAGUUCCACCCGCACCACUGCAACACCUUCGUGUACAGCAGCAGCAAGGGCACCAUCCGCCUGUGCGACAUGCGCACGGCCGCGCUGUGCGACCGCCAUGCCAAGUUUUUUGAAGAGCCUGAAGACCCAAGUAACCGGUCAUUUUUUUCUGAGAUCAUCUCCUCAAUCUCUGAUGUCAAAUUCAGCCACAGUGGAAGGUACAUCAUGACCCGGGACUACCUCACUGUCAAGGUGUGGGACUUGAACAUGGAGAACCGGCCCAUUGAGACCUACCAGGUCCAUGACUACCUGCGGAGCAAGCUCUGCUCGCUCUACGAGAACGACUGCAUCUUUGACAAGUUCGAGUGUGUCUGGAACGGCUCUGACAGUGUCAUCAUGACGGGCUCCUACAACAACUUCUUCCGCAUGUUCGACCGCAACACCAAGCGCGACGUGACGCUGGAGGCGUCGCGGGAGAACAGCAAACCCCGCGCCAUCCUCAAACCCCGCAAGGUCUGCGUGGGUGGGAAGCGCAGGAAAGAUGAGAUCAGCGUGGACAGUCUGGACUUUAGCAAAAAGAUCCUGCACACAGCUUGGCACCCCUCCGAGAACAUCAUUGCUGUGGCAGCUACAAACAACCUGUACAUAUUCCAGGACAAGGUUAACUAGGAGGGCCAGGUGUUCUUUAGGAGUCUCAUGUACUGAUACCAGUAAACACAAGGUUUCAACUGUU